CUUACAGACCUCUUAGGAAUGGGGUGAGGUAGACAGUCUUAUGAUUAAAGUUUGGGGGGUUUGCUCCUAGCCAUGUUGUAAGGUCGCCCAAAAUUCAAAAUAGCAGCCUCCAGUGACUAGAGGAAGUGAGGGGGCGUAUGCUCAUGCAUUUACCUUCUUGGACAUGUUUUUCCCCCCACAGGUCUCCCAGUUUGGCUACUGGGAGAAACGAAGGACUUGGGAUGGAUGGGCCUUUCCUUUCAUUGAAAACUGUCCUGCUUGUGAUUGUCUUCCUCCCAAGGGGCCAAAAAUCCAGGCUGCCUGGUUUAUGGGCAAAGCCCUGCAUGUUGUUUUUUGUUUUUGUUUUGUUUUCCUUCCACACAAAAAAUGGCUGCAGGGGUUUGUUUUGGAGGGAGGGUGAAAAGUGAAAGCUGAAGAAAAAGUGUAAAAUAUCAUUGAAGGGGCAGUAUCUCAUAAUGAUGUGAAAGCCUGUUGUUUGAUCAAUCUGGUUGCCCAACUUUUUUUUAUUGAGAAGUAGGUCAUGUUGCUUUUAGCAAAGCUUGCUUUUAAGAAAAGGAACAUUGGAUUGCAGUUCAAUCUUUCCUUCUCUUAUAUUUCAUCAGUCUCACCUGAAACUUUUGCUUGGGACCUGGGUUGUUGUGAAAGAUAUGAAAGGUGCAGUCUAAUAUUUCUUCUUGCAUUGGCAUUCUUCUAAAGUAUACAAAACUGUUUUGUAUAUUAUAUUACUCAGAUGUCCCAUUCCUAAAUCCCAUUAUGCUUGAAAACAUACUUGCACAAAAGUGUGUAUAGUUGUAUAAUCUCAGAACUCACUAAUCUAAUGCUCUUUUUAUCAUAGAGCUUUCCAUUAAUAUGUAAUAAUUGAAACCAUAGAAAUUUCCCAUCAAAGUAUUUCUCUUUUUUCUUUCUAGACAGGUGUUUAAUAUACUAAAUAUUAAUAUAUUGUUCAGAGUGGCUUUGUAAUUCUCAGCUACCAACAUUAAAAAAGAAAUAAAUUUGGUAGAGGGUUAGGACUUGUAAAUUGAGAUAGGAAGAUCAGGUGUGCUCUAGGUCUUAACCAUUCUUAGUAUUCACUGUUUGAUUAGAGUGUAGAUAAUUCAAAAGAAAUUGCAGAAAUGAUAUAGUCCUUGCAAAAGUAAUGUGAGAACAUAUCUUUUAUUUAUGUGCCUAUGUUAGGAACAUUAAAACAUAUAUGCAUGUUGGCUGCAUAGUCAUCAGAAAAUGCUGACUAUAAUAUUUUUCUGAUUCUGUGGAAAUGAAACGCAAAGCUGCUACCAUUAAAUCCAUGUCUGCAGUUGCACCUAGUAGUCACAUCAACAAUCCCAGAGAUCUGUUUUCUUGAGUAGAUACUCCUAUUUUUCUGUGUCAAGAACACAUAUGAUAUCCCCCAUAUUUAUAUGGAGGGUGGGUUAUAUAGCACAAUGACACAUUUACAUAAGUAAUGAGAACUAUUACUCAUAUAAGGGCAGUGUUAAUUGAUGAAAUAUGCAGAGCAUAUCUGUUGCACUAAAGCUGAGGGAUAUUUGAAGUAGAAAUGAGGGAAAGAUUUUUGAACAAGGAGCAGUAAUUUUAAAAUAAACAACAUUGUGACUUUUAAAGUAGACAUUUCAGAAUCUGUCUCUGCUGGUUUUAUCCCAAAGCUGACAAUUAUUUGUUGACUCUCUUACCAACACUUUUGCUUCUCAAAUUGCCUCUAGUUACCAAGAUUAUAUUAAUGCUUUGAAAAAGAAAGAAAAUGUGUAAUUUUUUAAUGUAACAAUAAACUUAAAAUAAACUUAAAAUAUCAAUGCGUAUCUUUUUAAAAGGUGAUAGAAUGAAGGUGUUUUCAUUUUAAUUUUGAUCUUGCAUAAUAAAUGAAGAUUAUAUUAUUCAUCUUGAAUAAAGUGAUGUUGCAAUAAUGAUUCAUCAUACAUGGUAUGCUUCUGGAAAGCACUAGGUUUAUGCAGAAUAUCUUUUCAGAAUCUUUAGGUGCAUGAAUAAAAUAAAUCUGUAAUCCCUGGAAAUGGAAUAGAACUGUUAUCAGAUUUAUUCUACCUAUUACUCUUUUUGGAGAUUAAAAUUUCACAUGAAGUUGUUGACUUGAAUGCAUAAAUACUGCUAUGCACUCCUCAAGGCAACAUCAUCUUAAAUGCCUCCUAAAUGUGUAAUGCUGGUGGAACGCUUUUGCAGAUUGAAAUUGGCAGACUAUUGAAAGGACUUGCAACAUGUUAUGUUGGGGAAAUGCAUCUUUUGGACAACUUGGAUUGGGCGGCAUUGACGAAGAGAUUGUCCUGGAACCCAGAAGAUGCAGCUUCUUUGUGAACAAAAAAGUUCAAGAUGUCGGCUGUGGAUUGAGGCAUACUGUGUUUGUAUUGGAUGAUGGGACUGUGUAUACUUGUGGAUGUAAUGAUUUAGGACAGUUAGGCCAUGAAAAAUCUAGAAAACGACCAGAGCAAGUUGGCGCCUUGGAUGCUCAAAACAUUGUCACUGUUUCUUGUGGAGAAGCCCACACGUUAGCAUUAAAUGACAAGGGUCAAGUCUAUGCCUGGGGUUUUGCUGCGGAAGGGCAGCUGGGCUUAUCUGGCACUGAGGAAUAUAUCAGAGUUCCCAGGAAUAUUAAAAGCUUAUCAGACAUUCAAAUUGUACAAGUGGCCUGUGGCUACUGCCAUUCCCUUGCACUUUCUAAAGGAAGUGAAGUUUUUUCCUGGGGUCAGAACAAGUAUGGACAAUUAGGAUUAGGUUAUGAAUAUAAAAAACAAACAUCUCCACAAGUAAUCAAAUCUUUAUUAGGCAUCCCUUUUGCCCAAAUAACAGCUGGCGGUGCCCAUAGCUUUGUACUUACUCUUUCUGGAGCAGUCUUUGGAUGGGGCCGGAACAAAUUUGGACAGCUUGGUCUUAAUGAUGAAAAUGAUAGAUACGUCCCCAAUCUUCUGAAGUCACUAAGAUCCCAAAAAAUUGUUUAUAUCUCCUGUGGAGAAGAUCAUACUGCAGCUCUUACAAAGGAAGGUGGAGUGUUUACCUUUGGAGCUGGAGGCUAUGGACAGUUAGGUCAUAACUCUACUGCGCAUGAGAUAAAUCCCAGAAAAGUUUUCGAACUUAUGGGAAACAUUGUCGCACAAAUUGCCUGUGGAAGGCAACACACAUCUGCAUUUGUUCCCUCAACUGGAAGAAUUUACUCUUUUGGUCUUGGAGGAAAUGGACAGUUAGGCAUGGGAACAACCAGUAAUAGGAAAAGUCCCUUUCCAGUAAAAGGAAAUUGGCUUCCAUACAGUGGCCAAAUUCCACUGAAUUUAGAUGAUGAAGAUUAUUAUUGUGUAAAGAGGAUUUUUUCUGGUGGAGACCAAAGCUUUUCACAUUAUGUUACUCCACAGGAUUUGGUACCAGCAGAUGACUUCAGAUAUCCAAAUACUUCAAAACAGAUAUGGACUGUGAACGAAGCUUUCAUUCAGAAAUUAAUAAACUAUUCGUCUUCAGGUGCAGGGAGGCUCCCUGUGGAGAUAGCAAAUGAAAUAGAUGGAAUGUUUUCUUCUGCUGGCUGCCUAAAUGGAAGCUUUUUAGCUGUCAGCAAUGAUGAUCACUACAGAACGAGUGCCAGAUUCUCAGGAGUGGAUAUGACUGCUGCCAGGCUUUUAUUUCACAAACUUAUACAGCCUGAACACCCACACAUAUCUCAGCAGGUGAAUGAAAGAGGUGGACAGAUAAUACAGUAUGAUAGAUUCUACAUACAUGAAAUACAGGAUUUGAUUGAUAUAAGAAAUGACUAUUUCAACUGGAUCCAGCAGCAGGCAUAUGGAAUGGAUAUCAGCCACGGAUUAAAUGAGGUGUCAGAGGGACCAGUUACAAUUUGCACCUAUCCCUUCGUAUUUGAUGCCCAAGCAAAGACAACACUCUUGCAAACAGAUGCUGUCCUGCAGAUGCAGAUGGCUGUUGACCAGGCUCACAGACAGAAUUUUUCAUCUAUUUUUCUCCCAGUAUUUGAAUCUGUCAAUCCAUGUCUGAUCUUAAUUGUGCGCAGAGAAAAUAUUGUGGGGGAUGCCAUGGAAGUGCUAAGGAAAACAAAAAAUCUAGAUUACAAGAAGCCUCUCAAGGUUAUUUUUGUAGGCGAAGAAGCGGUUGAUGCAGGUGGAGUCCGCAAAGAAUUUUUCUUGCUUAUUAUGAGAGAACUGCUCGAUCCCAAGUAUGGAAUGUUUAUAUAUAAUGACGUUUCGAGACUGAUCUGGUUCUCAGAUAAGACCUUUGAAGACAGUGACUUGUUUCAUCUGAUCGGUGUUGUUUGCGGACUAGCAAUAUACAAUUUUACUAUUGUAGAACUUCACUUUCCAUUGGCUUUAUAUAAGAAGCUCCUGAACAAGAAACCUUCCCUGGAAGACCUCAAAGAGUUAAUGCCUGAUGUUGGCAGGAGUAUGCAACAAUUGCUAGAUUAUCCAGAAGAUGAUGUGGAAGAUACCUUCUGCCUCAACUUUACAAUCACGGUUGAAAACUUCGGUGCCACAGAAGUUAAAGAGCUAAUUCCAAACGGUGCCGAUAUCUCUGUUGUCAAACAGAAUAGGCAAGAGUUUGUGGAUGCCUACGUGGACUAUAUCUUCAAUAAAUCAGUGGCUUCUCUCUAUGAUGCAUUCCAUGAAGGUUUUCACAAAGUGUGUGGCGGUAAAGUUCUUCAGCUGUUUGAGCCUAAUGAACUGCAAGCAAUGGUGAUUGGGAACACCAACUACGACUGGAGAGAACUAGAGAAGAAUACUCAAUACAAAGGAGAAUAUUGGGCAGAACAUCCAACAAUUAAAUUGUUCUGGGAAGUUUUUCAUGAGUUAUCACUGGAAAAGAAGAAACAGUUUUUGUUGUUUUUGACAGGGAGCGAUCGUAUUCCUAUACUUGGAAUGAAGAGCCUUAGUCUUAUUAUCCAACCAACUGGAGGUGGAGACGGAUAUCUUCCAGUAUCUCAUACAUGUUUUAAUCUCCUCGAUCUUCCAAAAUAUACCAACAAGGAAAUACUGAGAUCGAAGUUGAUCCAAGCAAUCGAUCACUGUGAAGGCUUCAAUUUAGUAUAAUGUAAAAACUCAGCACCAUCCAAUCAUUUAAUUGGGAACAUUAAGCCAAUACUUAGAUCUGCAGUGUAAAAUGGGUGAUACCCAAGUGGUGGUGAUUAUAAGAAGCUUGUUCAUAAACUAUGUUCAGUGAUCUGAUUCUUUCACAGGAGCCAAAAAUCCUUAUAUUAAUGAUUGUCUUGAUGCGAACUGUGGAAUUGCAUUUUGCCAUCUUAAUAAAAAUGCAAUGUUGGAAUAAA
Messenger RNA from Thamnophis sirtalis, 5257 nucleotides. NCBI's taxonomy places the organism in Eukaryota, Metazoa, Chordata, Lepidosauria, Squamata, Natricidae. The record is from RefSeq and is a predicted model, not a curated record.